Carica papaya (papaya) is the source of this 1016-nucleotide messenger RNA. RefSeq names its product plant/protein. The record is from RefSeq and is a predicted model, not a curated record. NCBI's taxonomy places the organism in Eukaryota, Viridiplantae, Streptophyta, Magnoliopsida, Brassicales, Caricaceae.
UGGUACCCAUAAAACGACAGCGUUUCUUAUCCAGUUUGCAUUUCCAUCUUCCCUGCAAAUCCAAAUUCAUUGCAGUUAGCAUAGAGCCCUUGUUCUUUUCCCGCCAUCUACGACUUCCUUCCAUCAUUUACCUGAAAACUAACUGAAAUCCCAGAAGAAAGCUUCUAAAGGAACCUCAAAAAGAAUAGCAAUAGAACAAUGACGUCCUUAGUUUCCUCUUUGGCAGCCAUAGCCAACCCAAGGAGUAUCACUCUUUUUUGCUCCGUCUCAAACCGCACUCCUAUGAUGGGGACGCCAGCCCUUAAUUUCUGGGUUUCCUCUUCACCAAUUGCCCUACUGAAGGAAACUCAGAGCUCACUAUCGCCUACUAUUCUACGAUCUCAGUCAGCUUCUAAUCCACAAGGCAGUGAUGAAGAAGAAGACUCGGAAACCCUAGUUCAAGACCUCAGGAUCCCACUACACUGGUUGGUCCCUUCCAAGGCCUUGCAGGAAUCAGAGUGGCUGAGGAUUACGCUGCAUAAAUGGUUGGAUGAUGAGUAUUGCCCGGAGCCAACUAACCUGGAGAUCAGUAAGGUUGCUGCGCGCUCGUACUAUGAAUCAUUGCUAGAGAAAGAAACAGACCUGGGUGUAAUUUUGUUGAAGAUGGUAGGAGAAUUAGAAUCCAUUUCCUAUCAAGAGAGUUUUCAUGGGGCCUUCACAUCAGCAAAUGCAGCAGUUAACUUAAUCAUAGAUCGAAUUGAGAAGUCAUAAUCCAAUAUCCUGGAAGGCUUAUGUUACUGGCUAAAUCUGCUAUUCCUCUAUGCAGUUAUUUUAUCUGAGAGUUUUAUUUUAUAUUUCCUUCUCAAUCUAUUGUUAACUUUAUAUCAAGAUGUCUAUGAGAGGAAGGAUUAAUGCCAAAACAAGUAGAACUGGGUGAUUUUCUUUUUGAGUCUAUUAGUAGUUUUGGUAGCUUAUUUCCUUUUGGCCUAUAAGCCAUAGACAUAUUAGUAAAUAAUGUCAAGCCACACAUUCAAAUG